CGGACGACCACGGAAACCCUCGCGAGGACCGUCACUGACGCAUCGUGCUCGGUGGACGACCACGGCGCGUUCGCCAAGGCCGGAUCUCGCGUUCGUGAACGCGCGCGACGAAACGUCGGGCCCGGGAACGACGCGUGACAAAACGUCGCCCUUCGCUGACCUGGAAAGGGGAAGUCAUGUGGAGGGCGGUGGCGAGGCGCGCGGCUCGUGAGGCUUUCGCGCGGUCCGACGCGGUCGCCGCGCGCGAGAUCGACGCCGCGCGCGCCGCGGCGUCGACGCUGACGCGCUUCCGAUGCGUCUGCGGCUGCGCGUCCCCCGCGGGCGCGGCGUGCGAGCGGAGAUCGAGCUCGACUUCCCGCGAAGAUUCCUCGCGCCCCGUGUUCUCGGCGUUCUCGACGACGACGACGCGUUUCGGGCGAAGAUUCCGCGCAACGCCCCGCGCGUUCCGCUCGCGCGAGGAGUGGGCCCGCUUGGUGCACGAGGGCCACGACGUCAACCCGUGCAACUCCCCGAAACACCCCGCCGCGCUCGCGGGCAUCCCGCUGGUGGACGGCAAGCCGAUGCUCUCCAUCCAGGCUUCGUACGACGAGCACUCGCAGUGCUUCGUCUGCGGCAACGCGCACGAGUCCGGCCUCGGUCUCAAGUCCUUCAGGGUCGAGGAGAGCGACCCGCGGUGGGCGGACGCCUCCCCGAGCGCCCUUCGCAGCGUCGUCACCGUGACCGACGCGUACCAGGGCUUGCCCGGCAUCGUGUCCACGGGCGUGAUGGACUCGCUCAUGAUUUGCCACGGGAGCUGGCAGGCGGCGAUCGCGCUGAUGGACCGCGCGGUGCUGCCCCGCCCCCCGCUCGUGAUGCCCAAGUCGUACAGCAUGCAGAUACACGACAGGCUGCCGCCCGGGACGGAGAUCGAGGUGACGACGAAAGCCAUCGAGGUGAGGGACGACAAGGAGCCGUACAGGGUGAGGGUGAUGAUGGAGCUGAAGGCUGCGGGGGACGACGACCACGACGGCAAGGGGUUCGUGUGCGCGUCGUCGGAGGCGAUGUACGAGAAGGUCGGGGCGGUGCGAUCCAUGUGGUGAUUCGAUGGGCGCCAGAGUCUCGAGGUACUAGCUAGUCGGCGACCGGCGUCGUGCAUGAAAAAACAACCGCCUGUUCUGAU
Micromonas commoda is the source of this 1159-nucleotide messenger RNA. RefSeq lists its product as hypothetical. Bases 177 to 1079 code for a protein of 300 amino acids. NCBI's taxonomy places the organism in Eukaryota, Viridiplantae, Chlorophyta, Mamiellophyceae, Mamiellales, Mamiellaceae. The record is from RefSeq and is a predicted model, not a curated record. The transcript has a single exon.